AUGAGUCGUCUGGCUUCGUUCAAAGGACCGUCCACACCCACCUCCUCUCCCGUGCAAGCCAGACAACCCGUCACACCCAUCUCCCCCUCCAGGCUCUCCGAAUCCACUUACCACCGCAAGCUCAGGUCCCUUCUGCAGGAGCUCCGUGCAGUUACCGAGACCUGGGAUGACAUCGUCCUUGUCGACGGCCUCAAGGCCGCCAAGACUCUCGUCGACGCGAGGACAGAGCUCGACAACGAUCUAGCCGUUCUCCCUGCGGGGACACGGCCAGCCUAUCGAAUCGUACAGCCUAAGCUCGAGCUGAUGGAGGGCCGGAUAGCAGAUCUCGACGCUGUCAUAGUGAAGCUCAAAAAGCAGUUUGCCAAGAUGAACAACCUAGUGGACAGCAUUGAAGCAAUACUAUUCGAGGCCCACAAGGUCAAGGGCUGGGAAUGGGUGCAAGACCCGCUAUGGGUGACCUGGUCACUUGAGAAAUUUGUCUCUUCCGUUCCCGAAAUUCUCAUCCCAUACCAUCGUUCACUAGAGAUGCACAUCGAGCUUGUCGACACACUGCGGAGCCACGAUGUCACCUUCGAAGCGUCUCGAUACGCAAUCGCCCAAUGGGUCGUUCAGCCCCACCUAGAAGAAGGCAGCUGGGACGCGCAAUGGGAAGACCUCUGUGCAGCCGAGAUAGACCGAUGGAACAGCAGAUAA
Messenger RNA from Sparassis crispa, 693 nucleotides. RefSeq lists its product as hypothetical. The transcript is spliced from 4 exons. Lineage: Eukaryota; Fungi; Basidiomycota; Agaricomycetes; Polyporales; Sparassidaceae. The record is from RefSeq and is a predicted model, not a curated record. Bases 1 to 693 code for a protein of 230 amino acids.